Messenger RNA from Caenorhabditis remanei, 552 nucleotides. RefSeq lists its product as uncharacterized. The record is from RefSeq and is a predicted model, not a curated record. Lineage: Eukaryota; Metazoa; Nematoda; Chromadorea; Rhabditida; Rhabditidae. The transcript is spliced from 5 exons. Bases 1 to 552 code for a protein of 183 amino acids. Gene Ontology annotation, cellular component: membrane. Gene Ontology annotation, biological process: vesicle-mediated transport.
AUGUCUGCUCUUGAGCAGUUUAUCAACGACCAGAAAAAGAAAGGAACUGGAAUAAGCGGCUCAGCUUCAUUCUCUUCUCUGGAUUCCUUACGAAGCAAGCUUCCCACUUCUAUAGGAGGGUUCUCUUUACUUUCUCGGAGUGAAACCACCGACAGUCAACAACUAUUGGUUGGCGAUGAUUCAGGAGAUGGACAACUUCCUACUUCACGAAAUCGAAAAAAUUCUGGAUGGUUCACUUCAUCAACUCAAGAUGAGAGUAUGUUUGGAAUGACUAGAACUCAACGAGUCAUUGCAUUCUUCAUGUGCAUUAUCGGAGCAAUUUUCUGUUUUUCCACCGCAGCCGUUCUGAUUCCAGUUAUAUUGGUGUCCACGAGGAAGUUUGCAGCUCUCAACACUCUAGGAUCUGUGCUUAUGUUGUUGAGUUUUGCAUUCCUGCUCGGACCGAAAUCCUACUUGACACAUAUGGCAUCUCCACAACGUCGACUAGUUACAGUAUCCUAUGUAUCAGCUCUGUUCGCUACACUCUACUCAUCCCUUUGGGUAAGUAUAUAA